GAGCGGCGCGCCGGCGGCCAUGGCGCACCGCUGCUUGCUGCUAUGGGGCCGGGGCGCCUGCCGGCCCCGCGGGAUGCCCCCGAUGCUCUUGCCUGGCGGCCGCACGGGCUCCACCGAACGGCUCUACCUGCGGACGCUUUAUCGAUAUUGCACGACUCAGGCGAAAACCAGCAGGAAUUCCCUUCUGACAGAUGUGAUUGCUGCUUAUCAGAGACUCUGUUCUCGGCCUCCAAAAGGAUUUGAAAAAUACUUUCCCAAUGGAAAAAAUGGAAAAAAAGCUAGUGAACCUAAAGAAGUUAUGGGAGAAAAAAAAGAACCCAAGCCAUCUGCUGCCCCACGUCCUUCUGGAGGAGGAGUUGGUGGCGGUGGAAAACGAGGCGGCAAGAAAGAUGACUCUCACUGGUGGUCCAGGUUCCAGAAGGGUGACAUCCCAUGGGAUGAUAAGGAAUUCAGGAUGUACUUUCUCUGGACCGCCCUGUUUUGGGGAGGAUUCCUGUUUUACUUCCUGUUCAAGAGCUCCGGGAGAGAAAUCACGUGGAAGGACUUUGCUAACAACUAUCUUUCCAAAGGAGUUGUAGACAGACUGGAAGUUGUCAACAAGCGAUUUGUUCGAGUGACUUUUACACCAGGAAAAACUCCUGUUGAUGGACAGUACGUCUGGUUCAAUAUUGGCAGUGUGGACACCUUUGAGCGGAACCUGGAGACUCUGCAGCAGGAACUAGGCAUAGAAGGAGAGAACCGGGUCCCUGUGGUCUACAUCGCCGAGAGUGACGGCUCCUUCCUCCUGAGCAUGCUGCCCACCGUGCUCAUCAUCGCCUUCUUGCUCUACACCAUCCGGAGGGGCCCAGCCGGCAUCGGCCGCACAGGCCGGGGCAUGGGCGGACUCUUCAGUGUUGGAGAGACCACCGCCAAGGUCCUCAAGGAUGAGAUUGACGUGAAGUUUAAAGACGUGGCCGGCUGUGAGGAGGCCAAGCUGGAGAUCAUGGAAUUUGUGAAUUUCCUAAAAAAUCCAAAGCAGUAUCAAGACCUGGGAGCAAAAAUCCCAAAGGGUGCCAUUCUCACUGGUCCUCCAGGCACUGGGAAGACGUUGCUGGCUAAGGCCACGGCUGGAGAAGCCAAUGUCCCUUUCAUCACCGUUAGCGGGUCUGAGUUCUUGGAGAUGUUUGUUGGUGUGGGCCCAGCUAGAGUCCGUGACUUAUUCGCCCUUGCUCGGAAGAAUGCCCCUUGCAUCCUCUUCAUCGAUGAAAUAGACGCGGUGGGAAGGAAGAGAGGCAGGGGCAACUUCGGCGGGCAGAGUGAGCAGGAGAACACGCUCAACCAGCUGCUUGUGGAGAUGGACGGAUUUAACACAACAACCAAUGUGGUCAUCUUGGCGGGCACCAACCGACCGGAUAUCCUAGACCCAGCUCUGAUGAGGCCAGGCCGCUUCGACAGGCAGAUCUUCAUUGGACCGCCGGACAUUAAAGGAAGAGCCUCUAUUUUCAAAGUUCACCUCCGACCUCUGAAGCUGGAUAGCACCCUGGAAAAGGAGAAGCUGGCAAGGAAGCUUGCAUCCUUGACCCCGGGGUUUUCAGGAGCCGAUGUUGCCAACGUAUGCAACGAAGCUGCUUUGAUCGCUGCGAGACACCUUUCAGAUUCCAUAAACCAGAAACACUUUGAACAAGCAAUUGAACGAGUGAUUGGCGGCUUAGAGAAGAAAACGCAGGUCCUACAGCCCGAGGAGAAGAAGACAGUGGCAUACCACGAGGCAGGCCACGCAGUUGCCGGUUGGUACCUGGAGCACGCAGACCCCCUUUUGAAGGUGUCCAUCAUCCCACGAGGCAAAGGGCUGGGCUACGCUCAGUACCUGCCCCGGGAGCAGUACCUCUACACCCGGGAGCAGCUCCUGGACCGCAUGUGCAUGACCCUGGGCGGCCGCGUGUCCGAGGAGAUCUUCUUUGGCAGGAUCACUACCGGCGCCCAGGACGACUUGCGCAAAGUGACCCAGAGUGCCUACGCCCAGAUUGUUCAGUUUGGCAUGAACGAGAAGGUCGGGCAGAUCUCCUUUGACCUCCCACGUCAGGGGGACAUGGUGUUGGAGAAGCCUUACAGCGAGGCCACCGCCAGACUCAUAGAUGAUGAAGUACGAAUCCUUAUCAAUGAUGCUUACAAGAGGACAGUGGCCCUCCUCACAGAGAAGAAAGCUGACGUGGAGAAGGUUGCUCUGCUGCUGUUAGAAAAAGAAGUGUUAGACAAGAACGACAUGGUGGAACUUCUGGGCCCCAGGCCAUUUGCGGAGAAGUCUACGUACGAGGAGUUUGUGGAAGGCACUGGCAGCCUGGACGAGGACACCUCACUCCCCGAGGGCCUGAAGGACUGGAACAGGGAGCGUGAGGGCUCAGAGGAGCCCACGGGCGAGAAGGUGACCAGCCCGGUCCAGGGUGCCGGCCCUGCGUAGCUCCUGGUGCUGCAUCCUUAGAGCCGCCCCAAGGGCACGGCGGGAAGGGGUAUUUCGUCCUUGGCCUUGGAGGUCAAAGGGGUGGGAGUGCGUCCCCAGCCUCCAGUCUCCUGUGCCCUCACAUGGGGGUGUGCUCACCAUCACCCGCCCUUCACUCCCACCUCCCUCAGAGUCUCCCUCUGUGAUGGGCUAUGAAAUUAAAGAGUAUUCCUACUUGAUUUAAUAUUUUAAAGACAGAACCCAAGCUACAUGCUGCUGUUCUGUGAUGGAGUGGUUUUCUAGGAGAGCUGUGUAACAUAUUUAAAAAUAUGAAUGUAUUGUGUAAAUACGGCUUCUUUAUGUCACAAAUAAAGUGUAAAUGCUGCGUUUUUCCUUCUGAA
This is a messenger RNA of Bubalus bubalis (water buffalo), 2817 nucleotides long. RefSeq names its product AFG3 like matrix AAA peptidase subunit 2 (gene AFG3L2). Gene Ontology annotation, biological process: mitochondrial protein processing; protein-containing complex assembly. Bases 20 to 2437 code for a protein of 805 amino acids. Gene Ontology annotation, molecular function: ATP hydrolysis activity; zinc ion binding; ATP binding. The transcript has 17 exons. Gene Ontology annotation, cellular component: m-AAA complex; membrane. NCBI's taxonomy places the organism in Eukaryota, Metazoa, Chordata, Mammalia, Artiodactyla, Bovidae. The record is from RefSeq and is a predicted model, not a curated record.